GCGACCGCCCUCGGACGACUUUAUCUGCCUCUCGCUGCGUCCGUCGGCGUUGUUUGUUUGGGUGGCGGUGUCAGGGGAAAGCGGAACUAGCUUUAGCCGACUAGCUCCUGGUCGGCUCCGUGGGGCGACUUUGCUCGGAUCCUGCCGGUCGUCGACCGCCACAUUUUCGCACAAUGCCGCAAAAUCUCGAACUCUGUGCCACCGGAGGAGCGUCCAAAUUGGACAGCAGCAAGAUGGAGGACAUGACAGUGGAGCAGAUCACCGCCAGGGCCAACCAAGUGACUGACGAGUCACUUGAAAGCACGCGUAGGAUGCUGCAAAUGGCGGAGGAGAGUAAAGAGACUGGUGUCAAAACCAUAGUGAUGUUGGACCAGCAAGGAGAGCAGCUGAAUCACGUGGAGGACGGCAUGGACCAGAUCAACCAGGACAUGAGGCUGGCCGAGAAGAACCUGACGGACCUCUCCAAGUGCUGCGGGCUUUGCAUCUGUCCGUGCAACAGGGUGUCGUCCAUCGAGAACGACUCACGAUACAAGCGCACGUGGGGCAUCGGAGGAGGACUCGACGGCGAGAGCAACGGCGACGGUUCCAAAGUGGUCUCCAAGCAGCCGGCGGGGGUUCGCAACGGGCAGGCCGGCCAGGUCAACGCGCCACCGCCGUCUGGCCCGUACGUCAAGAGCAUAACCAAUGACGCCCGUGAGGACGAGAUGGAAGACAAUCUGAACGCCGUCGGCGGCAUCAUCGGUAACCUUAAAUCGAUGGCGGUGGACAUGGGCACAGAGAUCGACAAGCAGAGCAAACAGAUCGACCGGAUCACCGACAAGGCGGACAUGAACAAAACGCGCAUCGGCGAAGCCAACCAGAGAGCCACCAAGCUCCUCAACUAACAAGCAGCUUUCUUCAUCGACCCCCCCCCCCCCACACACACACACACACACACACAUACAACCUUAUCACAACCACGCAAGAACACACAAUCGUCUUGCUGUGUUGGGAGAUGAAUAGAAAACAGAUACAGGACCGGUGAAAGGUUUGGAUGUCUCUAAAAGCAGCUUUGUCACACACACGUAUAGUACAUGCAUGCCUCAUCACAGCCACGCAAGAACACACAAUCAUCUCUCUAUGCAGAGCGCUGAAUAAUGGGACCAGUCAGUAGACCGGUCUUCUCUUUUAAAAGUGUCUGUAAACUUUUGACUACUUUAAAAAAAAAAAAAAAUGAUCACCUCUUGAUACCAAAACACAUUAGGGAUUUUUGUGUGGAUGUGUUCUCCACACCGCUUUUAAUCCUACACCCUGCACCCCAUUGGCCAGCGCCUUAUUUUAUGUGUAUAAUUUUGAAUGAAUGCGUUUAUUUAAUUUUUCUUACAAGCAGAGCUGUGAAUGAAAUCGUCCACCCCUCGUCCCCCAAUUUUACAUUUCGAAAUAUAUUUAAUAAAAAAAUGUACUUCAGCAGGAAAUGAAAUACCCGACAUGGCCUUGCAUCAAGCUAACGCUGCACCUAAAGGACAGACAAGCGGAUUGUAAAUAUCCUUGUUAGCAAUUAGCAUGCUAGCAUUCAGGUCAUGUGAUGUGCGCGGCCGCUCCCCGUGUAAAUGUUCACUCAGCUCCUGACCUGAGAAGUUGCAUAAUGUUUAAAAUAAGUUUGUUGAAUUGUUUGUACUCAGUAAUAAAGCUAUUCCAGGUA
Molecule: messenger RNA, 1681 nt
Organism: Phycodurus eques (leafy seadragon)
Lineage: Eukaryota; Metazoa; Chordata; Actinopteri; Syngnathiformes; Syngnathidae
Product: synaptosomal-associated protein 23-like
Exons: 8
Coding region: 174-884 (236 amino acids)
Biological process (GO): synaptic vesicle priming; exocytosis; synaptic vesicle fusion to presynaptic active zone membrane
Cellular component (GO): SNARE complex; plasma membrane
Molecular function (GO): syntaxin binding; SNAP receptor activity
Source: RefSeq, a predicted model, not a curated record